AUGGAUCAAAAAGAACAAUCCCAGCAUAUCGAGUCAUCAGGCCUUGGAGCUUUCGAUCUCGAUGCCCUCGACACCAUCGAAAACACUCGGUCCAGUAAAUUCGCAUGGCUAGUGUCGUUGACUGCUGGCAUUGGCGGCCUCUUGUUCGGUUAUGACACUGGCAUCAUUUCUGCCAUCCUCAUAUAUCUGGAUGAUGACCUAGGCGUGGCAUUAAACUCAAACCAGAAGGAGCUUAUAACGUCAAUUACUUCCGGAGGAGCCUUUAUAGGCUCCGUUAUGGCCGGCCUGGUUGCCGACAAGUACGGUAGAAAAGCUCCUAUUUUCUCUGGCUGCUUCCUAUUCAUCGCAGGAGCUAUUAUCCCGGCGACAUCAUAUUCAAUUGUUCAAAUGACAGUUGGUCGCGCCAUAGUUGGUCUUGGAGUCGGUUCAGCUGCAAUGGUUGUCCCACUUUAUAUUGCAGAAGUUGCCCCUGCAAAGUAUCGCGGUCGGAUGAUGAGUCUUGACAACAUGUCAAUUACAGGUGGCCAAUUAAUUAGUUACGGCAUCGGCGCAGCAUUUGCCAGCGUCGACAAUGGGUGGCGGUAUAUGGCAGGCCUUGGGGCCGUUCCUGCCAUUGCUCUAUGCUGUAUGCUUCCAUUUUGCCCGGAAUCACCGCGUCAGCUGGUAUACCACAAUAAGCCCGAGCAAGCAGCCAAAGUGAUUGCUCUAAUUUACCCCAACGGCACUGACCAACAGGUUCGAGAUAAGGUGCAGCACCUUACCUUCCACGUGGAGAAUUCCAAGGCCCUCAAUGAAGAACUGAGUCUAUGGGUUCAGUUCAAGCAACUAUAUAUCGUCCCAGCCAACUUCCGUGCGUGCUUUGCUGCCUCCGGUCUUAUGGCCAUCUCCCAGCUCGGUGGAUUCAACAGUCUUAUGUAUUACUCGUCAACCAUAUUUGCACUGGUAGGCUUCAAUGACCCCGUAGGUACUGGCGCUAUUAUCGCUGCCACAAACUUCGUUUUCACUUGGGUCAACCUAAUGGUAGUUGAUCGUUACGGACGCCGUCGCAUUCUCCUAUCUACCAUGUGGGGAAUGGCUGUUGCAUUGAUCCUCGCGGCUGUAUUCUUCAGCUAUAUUCCAAUUAGCCACGACUUGACUGUGGAAUCAAAUACCGUGGGUUGGCAGGCAGAUUUGGUUCUUGUCUGCAUGGUUGUUUAUGUCGCAUUCUAUGCGACUGGUGUGGGCAACAUCGCGUGGCUGUCUUCCGAGUUCUAUCCGCUAGAGGUUCGAGCUAUGGGGACCAUGAUGUUGACAAUGAGCUGCUGGGGAGCCAACAUUAUCGUUGCCUCAACAUACCUUACUCAGAUGGAAAACACUACUCCAUCGGGGGCUUACGGAUUCUAUGCUGGUGUCUGCUUUUUCGGCUGGAUUGGCGUGUACUUCUUCUAUCCCGAAGUCAAAGGGAUGACACUUGAAGAUAUCCGCGAGGUUUUCCAACACGGGUUUGGUGUCAAGUACGCACGAAAUCUCCAAAGGGAAAUGAAGCAACGACGACAUGAGAACGUAGCAGCAUAA
Messenger RNA from Talaromyces rugulosus, 1554 nucleotides. RefSeq lists its product as uncharacterized. The transcript is spliced from 2 exons. Gene Ontology annotation, biological process: transmembrane transport. Lineage: Eukaryota; Fungi; Ascomycota; Eurotiomycetes; Eurotiales; Trichocomaceae. Bases 1 to 1554 code for a protein of 517 amino acids. Gene Ontology annotation, molecular function: myo-inositol:proton symporter activity. Gene Ontology annotation, cellular component: membrane. The record is from RefSeq and is a predicted model, not a curated record.